ACCCAUCAGCGGACAGGUCCAGCCCCCGGGACCGCUCCCUCCAGGCUUCCUCCAGCAGCCCCCCGGGACCCGGACCGGACCCCCGGUUCUUCUCUUUGUCUGUUUUUCUGGGGGUGUGUUGUCGUCAGGGACCGUGCUGAUGGAGUCCGCGGACGGCGGCUCCUGCGGGGUGUGCGGGGUGAAGGUGAUGUGCCGCUUCCGGCCGCUGAGCGACGCGGAGCGGACCCGAGGAGACAAAUUCAUCCCCAAAUUCAGCGGAGAGGACACGGUGGUGGUGGCGGGGAAGCCGUACGUGUUUGACAAAGUCCUUCUUCCAAACUCGGAACAGGUGCAGGUGUACGAAACUUGCGCAAAGCAGAUCGUCAAAGAUGUGUUGGGAGGAUACAACGGCACCAUCUUUGCCUAUGGUCAAACCUCAUCAGGAAAGACUCACACCAUGGAGGGGAACCUGCAUGACCCCCGUUACAUGGGGAUCAUCCCUCGCAUUGCCACAGACAUCUUUGACCACAUUUACUCCAUGGACGAGAACCUGGAGUUCCACAUCAAGGUCUCUUAUUUUGAAAUCUAUUUGGAUAAAAUCAGAGACUUAUUGGAUGUGUCAAAGACCAACCUGGCUGUUCACGAGGACAAAAACCGUGUCCCUUUUGUCAAGGGCUGUACCGAGCGCUUUGUGUCCAGUCCUGACGAGGUGAUGGACGUCAUUGACGAAGGAAAGGCCAACAGACACGUGGCCGUCACCAACAUGAAUGAACACAGCUCUCGCAGCCACAGCAUCUUCCUCAUCAACAUCAAGCAGGAAAACAUGGAGACUGAGCUGAAACUGUCUGGGAAACUUUACCUGGUGGACCUGGCCGGCAGCGAGAAGGUGAGUAAGACGGGAGCAGAAGGUUCCGUACUGGAUGAAGCCAAGAACAUCAACAAGUCUUUAUCUGCUCUGGGGAACGUCAUCGCUGCUCUGAGUGAAGGAACGAAAACCCACGUCCCGUACAGAGACAGCAAGAUGACCCGGAUUCUACAGGACUCGCUGGGAGGAAACUGCAGAACCACCACCAUCAUCUGCUGCUCGCCGUCGUCUUACAACGAGGCCGAGACCAAGACCACGCUCAUGUUCGGCCAGAGAGCUAAAACCAUAAAGAACACAGUGUCUGUGAACCUGGAGCUCACCGCUGAGGAGUGGAAGAAGAAAUAUGAAAAGGAGAAAGAGAAGAACAGGAGUAUGACCGUCACCAUCCAAAAACUGGAGAGCGAGUUGAAGCGCUGGAGGAAAGGAGAGGCUGUACCCGUGGCCGAGCAGCAGAGCAACAAGAGCAGCAAGAGCAGCGCCGUGCCGACGGCGCCGGACAGCGCGGCCCCGCCGGCCGUCCCUCUGUCUGACGGGGAGAAGACGCAGUACGAGACUCUCAUCACUGAACUGUACCAGCAGCUGGACGACAAGGAUGAUGAAAUCAAUCAGCACAGUCAGACGUCUGAGACGCUGAAUAUUCAGCUGGUUGAGCAGGAUGAGCUGCUGGCGUCCGGCCGGCAGGACUACGAGCGGCUGCAGGAGGAGUUCUCCCGCCUGCAGAGGGACAGCGACGCGGCCAAGGAGGAGGUGAAGGAGGUGCUGCAGGCGCUGGAGGAGCUGGCCGUCAACUACGACCACAAGAGCCAGGAGGUGGAGAACAAGAACCGCUGCAGCCAGCAGCUCAACGAGGAGCUGGCGCAGAAAAGCGCCCUGCUGGAGGUGUCUGAGAGGGAGCUGUCCUCCCUGCAGGAGCUCAGCUCCCACCACAGGAGGAGGUCUGCAGACAUCCUGGCCCUGCUGCUCAGAGACCUCAGCGACAUCGGCAGCAUCCUGGGGACCACCGAGCUCAAAGCUAUGGCGGAGACGAGCGGCGUGAUGGAGGACGAGUUCACCACAGCUCGGCUCUACCUCAGCAAGAUGAAGUCCGAGGUGAAGUCUCUGCUGAGCCGCAGCAAGCAGCUGGAGCUCAGCCUGACGGAGGGCAGCGGCAGGAUGGAGGCCACGGAGAGAGAGCUCAGCUCCUGCCAGCUGCUCGUCUCGCAGCUCCAGGCCAAGCUGGCGUCUCUGAGUGACGACCUGCAGAGUGUGGAGCAGAAGAAGAGGCAGCUGGAGGAGAGUCAGGAUUCUCUGAUGGAGGAGAUCGCCAAGCUCCAAGCCCAAGGUCAGAUGCAGGAGGGGGUGGUGAUGGACAAAGAGAAGGAGCACAUGAGCCGACUGAAGGAUGCCGUGGACAUGAAGAGAACCCUGGAGGAGCAGAUGGAGAACCACAGAGAAGUCCACCAGAAGCAGCUGAGCCGGCUCCGGGACGAGAUCGAGCACAAGCAGAGAGACCUGGACCAGCUCAAGGAUGUGAACCGGGCUGUGACGCUGGAAAACCGGAAACUUCAGUCUGACUUUGACAAGCUGAGAGCUGACGAUCAGAACAAAGAGCAGAAACUCCAAAAACUGCAGUUUCUGAAUGAGAGGAGGGAACAGGCCCGGGAGGACCUGAAGGGUCUGGAGGAGACGGUGGCCAAGGAGCUGCAGACGCUGAGCAGCCUCAGGAAGCUCUUCAUCCAGGACAUGAACGCUCGGAUCAAGAACAGCUCGGAGAACGACAACGACGAGGCCGGCGGCAGCGUGGCCCAGAGACAGAGGAUCAUCUUCCUGGAAAACAACCUGGAGCAGCUCGGAAAAGUCCACAAGCAGCUUGUCCGAGACAACGCAGACCUGCGGUGCGAGCUGCCCAAGCUGGAGCGGCGUCUGCGGGCCACGGCAGAGCGGGUGAAAGCUCUGGAAAACACCCUGAAGAAAGCCAAGGAGUCGUCCGUGAGGGACCGCAAACGCUACCAGCAGGAAGUGGAUCGCAUCAAAGACGUGGUCCGGUCCAAGAACAUCUCCAAGAGAGGACACUCUGCUCAGAUCGCAAAGCCGAUCCGGGCUGGACACCAGCACCACCAGCAGCUCUCCUCUGCUCCAUCCCUGAAACCCACCAUCAGAGGAGGGGGAGCGGGGAUCAGUCCACGCCACCGUCCCCUCCGGCAACAAGCUCCCCAACAGCCACAGUUACCACGGCAACAACCUCCCCAACAGCCACAGUCACCACGGCAACAACCUCCCCAACAGAGAGCCUGCAAGUAAGCUGCAGGUGGUGCUCCGGACCACUCUCACCGCUCUGCCUUUACCAGGACCUGAUUUCUACGAGUUUCCUCCUGCACAGCCCCCCGGUGCUCUCUGUGCUGCCCGGAUCUUUUCUUAUCUGUUCUCCGUCAGAACUCUGGUCUGGUUCUGGUUCUGGUUCUGGCUCUGGGUCAAGCCCAGGUUUUCUAAGUCUCUGUCUGCUGUUACCAGGUUUAACAGAUUCUCACUGCUCCUGUGAGCAAAUCAGCUUUGAUUUGAUUUCAACUGAAAAAUCAUCACCAUCCGCACGUUUGCACAUAGCUACUGAACUAGAAUCUACAUUUAAAAGGUUGUGUUACGCCGUCUUGAUUUAACUGCCAUUUGCACAGAAAAGGGAACUUUUUUUUUUACAUUUCUUUCAUAUUAAUUUCUAAGAAUUUAUGACUAGAAUUGGUCUUUUUUGUGUUACUAUUAUUAUUAUUAUUAUUAUUAUUAUUAUUAUUAUUAUUAUUAUUAUUAUUAUUAUUAUUAUUAUCAUCAUUAUUAUUAAUACUGUUUACUGUCCAACCAUUAUUCUCCUCUCAACUCCCCCUGGGGUCUGUGAACAUGAACCACGAUCUCAGACUUAAAACUGCUGUAAACUGCUCCAGUAUCCAACUCCAACUCCCACAUAGAUUGAAUGAGGACUGACAAUUUCAAGCAUUUCUAAGCAAACAUGUUCAUGUUAAGAUUCAAAACUAUAAAAAUCUCAUGGAAAUGUUUACUAACUGUUGCAGCACUUCCUUAAUGAUUAGCUGAAAGCUAAUUUAAAAAGCUGGAUGACAUGUUUAUAACUUAGGACUUUGCAGGUUUUCCCCCAAAGCAACAUACAGUGAAACCAGUAAAACUUACAUUCAUUUAAAUAUAACAAAUGAACAGUUUAACUGAAGGGACGACUGACUUUAUGGUGGCCAGUCUCUAGUGACACAAUGACUAAGUUUCCAUGCAUCAAUAACCCUUUUCUAACCGGAAUAUUAGCAAUAACCCGGUUUUGCACGGCCAUGUAAACACCAAUAACCCCUUUGAAUAACCGGAAUUUGCUCAUAUUCGAAUAUGACCCCUGGGUUACUCCUUUUAAAACCCGAAUAUUGGGUCAUGUAAACGCCAAACUGAAUAUCCCCAUCAAGAGGAACAGAAAUGUGUUUUCUGCGCAUGCUCUGUUCACAAGGAAUCCUGGUCUUUUGAGUCCAGGACGUUCUUAUAAACAUGGAGAAUUUGAAUUUGGAUGCAGGAAGAAGAAGCAGAAAUAACGGUGAUUGCGUCAUGACGUUCUCCGUGCGUCGCUGGUUUGAUCCAGAUAUCCCAAAUGAUUAAUCACCAUGUAAACAGGGAUAACCCUGUUUGCUCACGCAUGGAAACAGAUUAUUCCCAAUGUUUCAGUAACCGGAAUGUUGACCUUAACCCCAAUUUUGACUGCAUGUAAAUGUAGUCACCGUCUCUUCUAACACAUGUUGUUGAGUUACUCCAGUUUAACAUCAGUAACCCCCAGCUGCAGCUCUGUACGUGAGCCACCGGUUAGUAGACCAUGAAAUGAGACAAAGAAAGGGAGAUUUAGCCGUUGAUCAUCGGUCAGCAAACCCCCCCAUCAAUAUCGAUCCAUUUCUUCAGAGCGACGAGGUUCCUGAUCAGCUGGGUUCUCUCUGUGUGGAGUUUGAUGUUUUCUGGUGCUUCCUUGGGUUUUUGCCAGUGACUUGUGUUUCAUUCUGAAAUGACCCAAGCAGUGGCCGUGUCUUGUUGUCUUUGUGGGGUCUUGUGAUGGACUGAUGGAUCUGUUCAGUGUGUUCCCCCUGCCUUUCCCCUGAAGAGAGCUACGACUAGCUCAAGCAGUCCCCCUUGACCCGUAACAGGAAGAAGAUCAUGUAAUAUAAGAAGAUGAUGUAAAGCACAGGUAAUGGAUGGAUAAACUUGAAUCCCCCUCUGCAGAAUCUGAGUGUACAGGCAGAACUGGGAUUCUUUGGGGGGGACAGCUAGCUUAGCAAGUGACAAAUAUCAGAAAGCACAUGAGCGAUAAGUACCGUAUUUUCGCGACCAUUCGGCGCACCGUGUGGAAAGGCGCACCCUCAGUUUUGUGUGUCAUUUCUGGAUUUAAAACACACACACGGCGCACCGACCGAAAAGGCGCCGUCUACACACAAGCGCGCCGCACAACACACACACACGCGCCGCACAACAACAUGCGCGCGCUGCAGAACACACACAAGCACACAAGUGUGCGUAUUUAAAAAUAGAGCGGGAGCAAAACUUAGUUUGAUUGUACUUUAUUUUAGUUUUUACAUUAAUCAAACCCAUCGAAGUCCUCAUCCUGCAUUAAACAGCUCUGCUAAAUCAGCUGUGCCAGUCCAAAUUUCCUCGCUGUCAGAGUCACUUUCCGUGCCGUGCGGCACCUCGGAAAUGCACGCUUUUGCGAAAGCUUGCAAAAUAGUCCCAGCAGACACGUUAGCCCACGCAUCAACAAUCCAUCUGCAAACUGUGGCACAACUUGCCCGGCGCUGCCUUCCACUCUUGGUGAAACUGUGUUCCCCCUCAGUCAUCCAUCUCUCCCACGCCGCUCGCAGCCUUAAGGCUGAUUUAUGGUUCUGCGUUACACCAACGCAGAGCCUACGCCGUAGGCUACACCGUACCGUACGGCGUAGGCUCUGCGUCGAUUUAACGCGGAACCAUAAAUCAGCCUUCACUUUGAACGGCCGGUUCACACCGACGUCCAGCGGUUGGCGUUCCUUUUUCAGACCUCCCGGAAUAACAGCAAGCACAGCGUUCAUAUUUUUCACUUCUUUUUUUACAUUGUCUGUGAGAUGGGCGCAUAGAGUCUCUCAUACCCUGUUGCGUAGAUCGCCGCCGUGCUGGUCCCCGUCCUCUCCACCGUGUGAUUCACCGGGAUGUUGAAAGUCAGCUGGUUUCUAAUGAUGAUGGUCUCUAACACGUCCGCAAAUCACGGGUGAUUCACGCGCCCCCCUUCCUCCUUUAACGUUCUCAUGGUGGCCUCAAUUACGUCCGCCUUACAAUAAUACAUUGGGCACGCGGCACAUUUAAAAAAAAAAGCAAGACGUUUAUAUGCGCCUAAUGGUCGUCAAAAUACGGUAGAUCUGCUCCAUAACUAGACCUAUGAACGAGUUGGAGCAAUGUCUAGAGGGGUGAAAGUGAGCAGACAGACUGCUGAGAGGAUCUGAACAAGCUUUUGCCUGUUAAAUUAUCAUCAUAUUCAUCAAUCUUUUAAUAUAAAAAAAACUGUUUGUGUCAAACAUUUAAGUUGAUUUUCAGGUUUUAUUUGCUGUUACAGUAAUUACUGUUAUUUUAAUGUCAUUUUGGGGUAUAGGAGCUUUGAGUUCACAACCAUUCUUUUGAUGAAAACUUUAUUUUUAUCAUUUGUAAUAAAGUUUACUUCAGCUUAUGUUUACUGAAGCUAAUGCUACAUAUCAGUAUUAUACCUAUUAUACCUCAUUAUUACUCAUUAAUGGUUAUAUUUCAGAUGUCUAGGCUUUUGGGUACUGGCUGAUAUUUGGAACCGAUCUGACACCAUUGAUUGCUGUAUCUGAUCAAUCAUUAAGACUGAUCAGCUGGAAGUUCAGUUUGUUGCAGUUUGUUGUAAAUAUUUUAAUCGUCCCUGAAUCAGCUGUUAAAGGCGCUUUUGAUGUUUUUCAGUGUUUGACUUUACAGGUGGACUUUUUAGCGUUUUUAGCUGUCCGUAAAUGUUUCCUAUGUGCACAUCUGGACUCACCCGAACGCCUCACGCUCCCGCGCCUGUGUCGGUGUGUUCAUGACGUGUUGUAAAGACGUUGUGCCGUGCAGUCACAUGACCGCCGUUUUGAAUCAAUGACAAACAUCACUUGUGGAAAGUUUGAUGAACAUCUUCAGAUGUGCAGUUUCAGUGUGUCGGUCUGACGUGUUUGUCGUCUGUGAACAUGAAGAUGAUGGACAGAUGUGUGCUGUUAAUAAAC
Molecule: messenger RNA, 7077 nt
Organism: Cololabis saira (Pacific saury)
Lineage: Eukaryota; Metazoa; Chordata; Actinopteri; Beloniformes; Belonidae
Product: kinesin heavy chain-like
Exons: 26
Coding region: 140-3124 (994 amino acids)
Biological process (GO): microtubule-based movement
Molecular function (GO): microtubule binding; microtubule motor activity; ATP binding
Source: RefSeq, a predicted model, not a curated record